Messenger RNA from Dissoconium aciculare CBS 342.82, 294 nucleotides. RefSeq lists its product as uncharacterized. The record is from RefSeq and is a predicted model, not a curated record. Lineage: Eukaryota; Fungi; Ascomycota; Dothideomycetes; Mycosphaerellales; Dissoconiaceae. The transcript is spliced from 2 exons. The annotation marks the transcript as partial.
AGUGUAUGGGCGGCCAUGAAUUACAAACCUCCUCGAGGUCGUUGCAAUCACAAAAGCUCCCUCAUUUCUUCCUGCACAUGCCUUCGGUUCAUGCUACAUCCUGUCAAGGUGCGUCCGAGAUGCGCUGAGCAGAUGGCGGCCACGAGCUUCGAAUGUGAUGGUUGCGGCCAUCAUGCUUCAUUUCACUCUCUGGAGAAUGUUGCAGAAGAUGCAAUAUUGAAGAAAUGGUCGGUAGAGGCGUCUCGGGAAGCAUCUCAGAGCUCUACGAGUGCUGUGAAGAAGCGCCGACGCCUU